This is a messenger RNA of Physella acuta, 1275 nucleotides long. Its product is annotated as N-glycosylase/DNA lyase. Gene Ontology annotation, cellular component: nucleus. Gene Ontology annotation, molecular function: damaged DNA binding; 8-oxo-7,8-dihydroguanine DNA N-glycosylase activity. The record is from RefSeq and is a predicted model, not a curated record. NCBI's taxonomy places the organism in Eukaryota, Metazoa, Mollusca, Gastropoda, Physidae. Gene Ontology annotation, biological process: base-excision repair; nucleotide-excision repair; base-excision repair, AP site formation.
UUGGUGAGAGCUGACAAAAUGGCAGCUUACGUUUGGAAACAUUUUAACUGCAAUAAGAAUCAACUAUGCUUGGAUACAGUAUUAAAUUGUGGUCAAUCCUUUAGGUGGAAAAAGAAUGAUCAAGGUGAAUGGUUAGGUGUAAUGGCUGGCAUGGUUUGGAGACUGAAGCAGGCAAAUGAUCAGAUCUUAUAUCAAGUUUAUGGACCAUCAAAUUCAAAACAUAGUACAAGAUCUGCACCUGUAUCAAAACUAAACGACAAUGCUGAUAAAGAUGAAAUUAAACAAGAACAUUUAGACUUUAAAAAUGUUGAUUCUUUGGUUUCAAAAGACACAAAAGUAACAGGUAAAAGAAGAAAAACACCAUUAGUUGCUACUUCAACAAAAACAUUUAAAAAGUUCAAGAUUGAAGAUGUGGUGAAAGUUGAAAAUGAAGUAAAGUGUGAUGAACAUGAAGUACAGCUGUUGCAGGAUUAUUUCCAACUGGAUGUGGAUUUAGAAGAAUUGUACCAGCACUGGUCUUUAAAAGAUCCAAAUUUCCAAAAGGUGGCUGCAGCAUUCACUGGCAUUCGUAUACUUCGUCAAGACCCCACAGAAAACCUUCUUAGUUUUGUAUGUUCCUCUAACAAUCAUAUCUCUCGGAUAUCCAGUAUGGUUGAAAAGCUCUGUCUACACUAUGGAAACUUUAUCUCUAAGGUAGACAACAUAGAUUACUACACAUUUCCAGAGUUUUCUUGUUUGUGUGGGGACGAUGUAGAGGCAAAGCUCAGACAGUUAGGUUUUGGCUACAGAGCCAAAUUUAUAGCAAGCAUCGCCAGGAACAUCACACAAGAGAAACCUGCGCAGUGGUUGGAGUCACUCAGAUGGAAAAGUUACAGUGAGGCUAAAGCAGAGCUCAUGACAUUGUUAGGGGUGGGAGCAAAGGUAGCUGACUGCGUCUGUCUGAUGUCACUAGACAAGCCUGGGGCACUGCCUGUUGACACUCACGUAUGGCAAAUUACCAGGAAGAACUACAUGGCUAAACUGCAGACAGCUAAAUCUUUGACUGACAAAUUGUAUCGAGAAAUAGGUGACUUUUACAGAAGUUUAUGGGGACCCUAUGCUGGUUGGGCUCACUCUGUGCUCUUCACCGCUGAUCUCAGGCACAAUAAAGAAAAGAACACAGAAGAGCUACACACUUCGACAGAGCACUGCUUGAAACCAAACUCAAGGGGGAAAAAUCGGUCGCCCAAUCACUUUGUCAAACACACAAAAAAUAAAAAAGUCUGUUAAAAUUUA